This is a messenger RNA of Cinara cedri, 1696 nucleotides long. The record is from the annotation of a GenBank genome assembly. NCBI's taxonomy places the organism in Eukaryota, Metazoa, Arthropoda, Insecta, Hemiptera, Aphididae.
AUGACGGCGGGAAAUUCGGAAAACCACGACAGGACCGUGGUGGACGUGAAACUGUUCAAAGCGAUCGGGCUGUUCCAGACACUGAGCGGUGAUGACGGCAGGCGGUACCGGACGGCGAUGCGCGUCUUCUUCUGGACGAUGUUCGGGACGAUCGUCUUGAACGUCUGGGGCAUGUACCUGUCGUCCAACGAUUUUCAGCGGUUCACGUUCCUGUUCUUGUGUGUGACUAUUUCGCUAAUGUGCUCGCUCAAGGCGCACCUGCUGUCGCGGACGGUCGACGCGGAACGGCUGGGGGUCGUGCUGGACCUGGCCCGGUACGCGUUUACUUCGUGUGGCCGCAGAGACCCGUCCCGGUUGUCCAGAUGCAGGGCCAAGUUGUCCGCGCUGCUCCGCACGUCCGUCACGAUCCAACUCUGCGUGAUGCUCGUCUGGCUGCUGGCGCCGUUUUUCGUCCACACACGCCUGUCCGUCACCCACCUGGACGGCACCGUCAGCGAAUACCGAAUAGGCAUGGUAAACCUGUGGGUGCCGCUGCCCGACGUGGUGUACGACUCGGCGGCCGGCUGGUCCGUGGUCUACGCGUACGAGGCGUUCUUCUUUUUCUGCAACUUUAUUGCUUGGAUGCAGUUUGACUGUUACCUGGUGACCACGUGCUUCGCGCUGAACGCUCAAUUCUGUACCCUGGCCGCCGGGUACGAGGCGCUCGGGCGCCGAAAAGCGUCAAGUUCGUAUACUAUACAGGAUCCCCAUUCGGUGUGACACCUGGACACCCGGAUGGAUUGUACAAUGUAAACACGUGUACAAAUUCGUAAACGGACAAUUUUUGUUUACAGGGGACGGACAUUAUUGCGAUCUGAUCUGCCUGAUUAAGGACAAUCGAAAAAUCGUAAAGUUAGUAUAACGAAACAGGACGACGAGAAUAUUAUUGUUAUCGCGAUACGGGGCGAAUUGCUUGACUAUCGUUUUGACUUACUAUCAUGCAGUGAAAUGCGGGCGUUUCAAAACGGUACAAUAAUAACGCAUUUUUAUUUUAUUGUUUUUUUCUUUUCCUACGCUCACAUUUAGGAAGUACGGCGACUUUUACGACGUCAUUCGAACCGUCGUCCUGUUACAGAUAGCCUGUUGUACGGUUUCGGGAAUUAUAACGAUAUUUUUGGCCUUGUUGGUAAGCGGAUUCGAAUAACGUCUUCGGGUCAGGCCCUACUACAGUCUCUUAUGAAAAACUGAAAUCACACGUGUUUUUUUUUUUUUUUCCAUUUCCCAAGAUGUUCAUGUCCGGAUGUUCGCUCGUGUCCCCGCCGGUUUUGAAGUUUUCUUCCGCUUACGUGAUAAUAACGAUUCAGCUGGGUCUUUACUGUUACGCGUUCAGCUACGUAGAAACCGCGGUAAAAAAAAAAAAAAAAAAACCCGACCGUAACGAAAUGUGUAGUGUUUUAAACGCCGUCCGUGCAAACGAUAAUAUUCCGUUGGUUUUUUUCCCCCCCCAGAAAUCUGCGGUGAAUUUCGGACUGUACGGCAGCAACUGGACCGAAAUGGAUUUGAAAUUCAAAAAGACCGUGUUGUUGGCGAUGAACAUGAACUCUUGUUACAAGCGCGUCGCGAAGCUGACACCGACCUUCAUCGUAAAUUUGGAAAUGCUGACCAAAGUGAGUACCGACCGUCGCCACCGUACCGGCGACCAUACCGGCGCAACUAG